CGCCAUGCCGCCCUCUGUCACGACUACUUUCUUGAUUUUGUCGGUUUUGCUGCUGGCCUUGCCGUCGGGGACGUAUGCUUUCGGUGCAGGCGAUAUCCCGGACUUUGCGUACUUGAAUGACAAGGCCUUCCGCCAUGGAGAUAUUGAAAAUAUCCUCACUGAACUCGCCAAAACUACUGGUCAGGCUGCUGCUGGCGGGGGCCUCCUCAGCUUGGCUCAGAACCUCUUGAGUACCGCUGCUGGUGGCUCGAAGUUCUCAAAGAACGAUGUAAAGAAAGUGUACUUUGGAAACUGGUUGCGAGAUUAUUCUCAGGCUAUGGACAUCGGAGGAUUGAGCAAGCUUUCGGCUGAUACUCUGGUUCUGAUAAUCGCUGUUCUUGGAUUUAUGACCUUCGGCUUUGCCACGCAGGAGUUUGAGGUCACCCCUGAUCGCCUUGGCGUAUAUUUACCAGUGGAACACAUUGACAAUCCCAAGGGUUACGCUGAGAAGGAGGGAGAUGCGCGCCAAUACCAUCCCAAGCUUCGCCCUCCUGUCGACCCUCGCGAACUCGAAAUCGACGAGCGGACUGGCAUGAAGAACUACAUGGCGACCGAAGACGGCGGAUGGGACACUUCCACCGCACACAUUCGACGCGUUUUCCGCGCCUGCAUCGAGAACGGCCGACGGGCACAGGGACGCGACGGCCCCGAGUUGUAUGAAGCCUACAGGCUGCUCGGGACGGGUUUGCACACUCUCGAGGACUUGCUUGCACACAGUAACUGGUGCGAGCUAACACUCAGGAAGAUGGGGCAUCAGGAGGUGUUUUGCCACGUUGGUGACAACGUUACUGUAAAUACCCCCAACGGCCCUGCGCCGCCGCUCGUCACUGGUACCUUUGGUGGCGCCGAUUUCUUGCACUCGCUCAUGGGUGAGGCUACCGACCACCUGAGUCAGACCAGCGUUGUCGACCUCACCUCGAAGAUGUCCGAGGCGCAAGGCAAGCAAGACACCAUCGGUCCGCUCAAGGACCUCCUCUCCAAGUUCUCCCUUGGCUCAGACUCGUCCGAUUCGCGCGCGUCGCAGGCGGACGACCUGCAGGCGAAGUCGAAGGCAUACGAGUUCAACCCGGACGACAUCGCGCCGCCUGAGGUGCAGCAGCAGCUGUGGGAGGUGCUCAAGUGGCGCGACGACAUCAUGCGCGAGAUUUUGCAGAAGAUCGAGAUGAUACCCGGGCUGAGCGAGUUGAUCGAUGGGUUUACGGACGCGCUGAAUGCCUAUGUGUAUACGGUUCUGGCGCCUUGGCUUACGCCGAUUGUCCAGCAAGUUACCACAGUCUUGGGGGAGGGCAGCAAGGCUGUCAUUAACUCGGCAGACGAAUACGAGGUUUUCAACAACCCGGACGCCUCUGAUCCCUCGCAUAGUUUGCUAUCCAAGGACCACUUCCAGCUGAUCUUGAACGAGCCUGCGGGCAAGGUCGCCCAGGUUGUCGUUCAAUACGCCGUGAACCUCAUAGUUCAGGCGUGGUAUAACGAUAACGAGGACCCGGAUCAGGUCAUCAGCAAGAUCCUCGAAGCCUUCCACCAUCCGUACUACGGGAACCAGAACUCGGAGAUCCAGCACGCGAUGUUCACGGCGAUGGACAAGUGGUUCGGCUCGCUGGGAUCGGAGGAGGGCCAGCAGGUCAUCCAGGCGCUGACGAAGGAGAGCGUGAAGGCUGGGAGGAAUAAGCGCCAAGGCUCGGACGAUGGGACGCAGACGUACGGUGUGGGCGGAGACGGCCAGGUCGGCGGGUAUGGACAGCAGCAGCAAGGCGGAUAUGGACGCCAGCAACAGCAAAGUGGGUACGGUGGCCAGCAAAGUGGGUAUGGUGGCCAGCAAGGCGGAUAUGGUGGCCAGCAAGGUGGAUACGGCGGCCAACAGAGUGGCCGGCGUACACCUACCUACGGCGCCGAAACUGCGGAGCAUACUAGACACAGCUCCCGGCGCCAGGAGGAAGAUACGUACCAGUCGAGCGAGACGCGGACGUAUGGGAGCAGCUAUAGCGAGGAGACGCCCGGGGAGAGCUAUGGGCGCCGCCGGCAGGAUGUGGAUAGUGGGUACGAGCCGACGUAUGGAGGGGGGCGGGAGGGAGAAGGGUAUGGAGGUGGCCGCCAGCAAGAAGGUUAUGGAGGUGGCCGCCAGGAAGGGUACGGAGCUAGCCGCCAACAAGAGGGAUACGAAGGCGAAGGCUAUGCAGGCGGUCGUACUCAGGAGUCGUACGGCGGCGGAGAGUCAUACGAGCAGCCUCAGGGCCACCACCACAAGAAUCACCACAGAAAGGAGGAAGACUCGUACGGCGGAGAAGAGUAUGGCUCCUCCCAGCGCACGGGCUACCAGCAAGAGGAGUCCUACGGCGGGCGUCGUGAUGAUAAUGAGGGUGAGUAUCAGCCGUCGUAUGAGCGCUCUUCUGAGGGGCGGGGCGGGUAUGAGAGGCAGGAGGGGUAUGGCCGCGAGGCUGCCCUGGAGACGGAGUCACGCAUGUAUGGAGGGCGUGAAGGAGGGUAUGGCGAGCAAGGAUAUGGAGGCCGUCCGGGAUACGGAGAGCAGGAGCAACGGGGCUACCAGGGUGGUAGAGUUGCGGGUGAGGGCGAAUACGGACGGGGAGGCGGUGAAAGUGAGUAUGGACGGGGUGGUGGCGAUCGUCCUGCCAGAGGAUAUGGCGGGGAAGGAUAUGGCGGGGAUAGCCAGGAGACGUUUGGUGCUGAACGGCUGAGGCUGGAUGAGGAGGGCGAAGGUGGGUAUGGUCGUAGGAGGGAAGGGAGUGGCUAUGGCGGAAACGAAUAUCAGAGCGGAUAUUAGACGAAGACAGCCAGAAGUACGCUUUCUAGUGUAACAAUGUAGCCUGCUCUAAGUACUAGAGUAGACAGAAUCAGCAGUGUAUUAGUCUCGACUCUGUAGUCCGUAUACUAGUAGACAUGUGAUUGGU
Gloeophyllum trabeum ATCC 11539 is the source of this 2945-nucleotide messenger RNA. Its product is annotated as Het-C-domain-containing protein. NCBI's taxonomy places the organism in Eukaryota, Fungi, Basidiomycota, Agaricomycetes, Gloeophyllales, Gloeophyllaceae. The transcript has 18 exons. The record is from RefSeq and is a predicted model, not a curated record. The coding region runs from base 5 to 2818 and encodes 937 amino acids.